AGUAAACCUUUUCUGUUGCGGAAAAACGAGAAAAUAAGAUUUUUUGGUCAGUUGUUGUAUACAGGGUAGCACAAAAAAGUUAUGAUAAGUUAUUUACCGAAAUAAUGCUAGAAGUUUGGCCAUACAAAUUAACGGAUUCUUGUUUCUCAUACAAGAAAACCUCCCUAUGCCGAGUUUUAUGCCAAAAUCUGAAAUACAUCUCAAGCAAUGAGGAAAAAUAGAAAAUAAAUUGUAUUUUUUACACCCUGUAUCUCGCAAACUAUCGACUUUUGGACUAAGGUAUAUGUUUAAGUCACUUCACAUAUUUUGGUCUGUAGUAUCUCCAAUUUUGAGAUUUCCCAACCUUUCACAAACACCCUGUAUAUUUCAGUUAUUGAAGUAUCAUCCACUUUUACGUUCUGUCGUGCCUAGGUUUUCCGAAAUUUCUUUUGAAAGCUGUCUACAGCUGUCUACUUGAAAUAAGUAUUUUCAAAGCUAUCAAAUAGCCUUUGUUUGGGGCUGUGAUUUGAGGCUAUGUUUUGGGGGUGAUUUUCAUUCAAAGGUCUGAUGUUUAAGGGCUAUUAAGGGUUAUUUUUUCUGUACUACAAAAUGCUACCAUACCUUAACCGCGCCUUAGUGCUAUUUCGCCCGACAUUCUACGCCCCAAUCAGAGCAUUCUCCAGUGAAAAGGAGUCCUCACUAUCAGAAGGGUCAUCUUUCGAAACAGAGCCCUACAAACUGCAUAUUUUGGAGGAGGGCCCCUCCACGUCAGCGACAGUGAAUAAGGAGGAUGCAUUGAAGUUUUAUACUCAAAUGUCGUCUAUACGGAGGAUGGAAAAUGGAGCUGCGACAUUGUAUAAAGCAAAGAUCAUUAGAGGAUUUUGUCAUCUGUAUGCUGGACAAGAAGCUGUAUGCGUAGGUAUACACUCGCAGUUGAAAACAGACCUAGACUCCGUCAUAACAUCUUACCGAGCCCACGGCUGGACCUGGAUAAUGGGCGAGACGAUUGCCUCCUUGCUAGCUGAACUGGCUGGGAAGGAAAGCGGUGUCAGUCGCGGGAAAGGCGGUUCCAUGCACACGUAUGCGCCCAACUUUUACGGGGGCAACGGAAUCGUUGGGGCGCAUGUGCCCUUGGGCACGGGGUGCGCCUUUGCUCAUAAGUACACCGAGAAAGGGGCCCUCAACGUCUGUCUGUACGGUGACGGUGCAGCUAAUCAAGGUCAAGUGUACGAGGCAUGGAAUAUAGCCAAACUUUGGAAUUUGCCAGUCAUAUACGUCUGCGAAAAUAACAAGUAUGGUAUGGGAACGUCGACGCGCAGAGCUUCAGCUGAUGAUAAUUUUUAUAAACGCGUUUCGUAUAUGCCAGGGAUCUGGGUGGAUGGCAUGGAUGUCCUAGCAGUUAGAGAAUGCUUUAGGUUCGCCACCAAAUAUGUCAGGGAAGGCAAAGGCCCCAUAGUGGUGGAAACAUCAACAUACAGAUACUUCGGGCAUUCCAUGUCAGACCCGGGAACCAGCUACAGAUCCAGAGAGGAGAUACAAGAGACAAGACAAACAAAAGAUCCUAUAAACAAGUUUAAGGAUAAGAUCGUGUCUGCCAAUUUGGUUACGGAGGAUGAACUCAAGGCGAUAGAUGCGAAACUGAAGCAAGAGGUCGAUGAAGCAAUGAAUAAAGCGAAAAGUGAUAAAGAACCGGCAGUAGAUGCGCUUACGACAGAUGUAUAUUCUCAGUACCCAUGGGCGUUAAGAGGUGUGGGAGCCAGUUUGCCGUCACUCCCUCAUAAAAGAGUGGGCAAGGCGAUCAACCUCAAAUAAAAUUUAUUGUUAAACUA
Acanthoscelides obtectus is the source of this 1808-nucleotide messenger RNA. NCBI's taxonomy places the organism in Eukaryota, Metazoa, Arthropoda, Insecta, Coleoptera, Chrysomelidae. The record is from the annotation of a GenBank genome assembly.